Molecule: messenger RNA, 1939 nt
Organism: Phalaenopsis equestris
Lineage: Eukaryota; Viridiplantae; Streptophyta; Magnoliopsida; Asparagales; Orchidaceae
Product: putative NAD kinase 3
Exons: 12
Coding region: 120-1727 (535 amino acids)
Biological process (GO): NADP+ biosynthetic process; NAD+ metabolic process
Molecular function (GO): NAD+ kinase activity
Source: RefSeq, a predicted model, not a curated record
AAGAGUGGAGCCGAUCGUAGCUGCCUUUGAGCUGCCAUUGUUUUAUCUUUCUUCAAGGGCGCGCCACCGUCCCCCGCCGCCGGCGCUGCGACCGCCGCUGCACAUCCGUCCCCUCUUCAAUGUAUCCCGAAGAGUCUAUCUCUACCAAGGUACCUGAUGAUAGAAUGACUCGUGAUCUUCCUUCCUUACCUUUGGAAGAAAAUGGCUUUUCCAACUUGAUUUCAUCCUUAAAUUCUGAGAGAGCAGUUCAUGAAUUUCUUGAAGAUAUACCCACUAGAGCACUUGAUGAGCAUCUCGUUGAAUUCUCUGAGGCUCUGAGAACUGUUGCAAAGGCAUUGAGGCGGGUUGCAGAAGGAAAAGCUUCAGCACAAGCAGAGGCGGCUGUUUGGAAGCGUAAAUAUGAACUAGAGAGGGAGCGGAAUUUUUCUCUUAAACAUCAAGCUGAAGCAACUAAAACGUGCCAUAAUGGUUCUAGAGAUGAUAAGUCAGAAAACCUGAGGAAUAAAUCACUGGUGCAUGAUCUUUUGCCAGAAAAAAGCGAACAGUGUUGUGGGAAAGAUGGGAUCUGCUCUCAUGAAGUUCUUCGAGAUGGAGCAUUGGAUGCCAAUUCCAACAUGGCACGCCGGAUGGUUACAAGAAAGGCAAGUUUUAGGCUUGCGUGGGGAAGCAAUGGUGACAAAAGCGGUCAGCAUAAGCACGAGGUUGUCUCUUUUGAGAAAGGAAAUAUAACAACUGCAGGUCGCAGCAGUAAGCAGAUUCUACUAAAGUGGGAAUCCCAGCCACAAACAGUGCUUAUUUUGGCUAAACCAAAUUCCAGCUCUGUUCGUUCUUUAUGUGCUGAAAUGGUCAGAUGGCUGAAAGAUGAAAAGAAAAUAAAUGUUUUUGUUGAGCCUCGAGUGAGAGUUGAGCUUCUAACUGCUUCUUCUAACUUCAGCUUUGUUCAAACAUGGAAAGAUGAUGAUGAAAUAAAGGACCUUCACACGAAGGUUGACUUGGUUGUUACUCUUGGCGGCGAUGGAACUGUUCUUUGGGCUGCUUCGAUGUUCAAAGGACCAAUUCCUCCUGUUGUUCCUUUUUCUUUAGGAUCACUUGGUUUCAUGACUCCUUUUCAAAGUGAAAACUAUCAAGAGUACUUGGAUACAGUACUGAAGGGUCCAUUGAGCAUCACAUUGCGGCACCGACUGCAAUGCCAUGUUAUUCGUGAUGCUGCGAAGGAUGAAAUAGAGGCUGAAGAACCCAUUCUCGUUCUUAAUGAAGUCACCAUUGACAGGGGAAUGUCUUCAUAUCUAACUUUUCUAGAAUGCUACUGUGAUAAUUCCUUUGUAACUUGUGUGCAAGGGGAUGGAUUAAUACUAUCAACAACAUCUGGUAGCACAGCCUACUCACUCGCUGCUGGAGGAUCAAUGGUCCAUCCACAGGUUCCCGGCAUACUUUUCACGCCAAUCUGUCCACAUUCGCUUUCCUUCCGGCCACUGAUACUGCCAGAGUAUGCAACGCUGAGAGUUCAAAUCCCUUUCAACAGCCGGGGACAGGCAUGGGCUUCUUUUGAUGGUAAAGACAGGAAGCAGCUGGCCCCUGGUGAUGCUCUCAUCUGCAGCAUGGCUCCGUGGCCGGUGCCCACCGCUUGUCAGGUUGAUUCGACGAACGACUUCUUGCGGAGCAUUCAUGAAGGUCUUCAUUGGAAUCUAAGGAAGAUUCAAUCAUUCGAUGGUCCGCGUGAUUCGUAGCUUCCACGGCAACUUAAAACAUUAUUAGUAAGGUGCUGCUCGGUGGUGCUCCCUGUAUUCUCAUUUAUCCACUUAAAUGAACUUUCUGAAGCAAAACAACGCCCCUGCAGUUUAAAGAGUUAUGAAGAUUGACAUGCAUACCUCUAAAUCCUAUGUUUUUUCAUAUUCAACACUUAAAACUUCAAUUUUUACAAAUAUACCGCCUUAACCUU